This is a messenger RNA of Anopheles marshallii, 3837 nucleotides long. RefSeq lists its product as uncharacterized. The record is from RefSeq and is a predicted model, not a curated record. Lineage: Eukaryota; Metazoa; Arthropoda; Insecta; Diptera; Culicidae. The transcript is spliced from 6 exons. Bases 1 to 3837 code for a protein of 1278 amino acids.
AUGAAUCCACAAUCUCGUGCCCAUCGGAAACCGCCCGACGUCGAGGAGGCACUGUCCUCGAUGCUUUGGACACCGUACGACAAUAACAUUUCCGAGUCGGAUUCCUCCGACGAGAUGGAGGUGCUGCAUCGGGUCAACAACAACUAUAGCUUCUUCGGUACCGGGGCAAACCAAGACCACCGACGCCGUCCGCACCGGCAGCCGCAGUCACUGAUGCGAAGAAGUCUUUCCGCGUGGAGCUAUCGUAGCCGGACGGGCAAACCGAGCCCGCUCGGCGAGAGUGAGGCCGGGAAUCGGUUUAGCUAUCCUUAUUACGAUCAGCCCGAGCUUGGCUUUGGAACGCACGGGGGCGGUUUAUCUAGCGGUUGGUACGGGUACGGUAGCACCGUCACCGGCAACAGCAACAACAACAACAACUACUAUACAAACGGCAUUAACGGCAGUUCCUAUGGCUACACCGGUGCGCCGGUGACCAGCAGCAGAAGUUCCUACAGCUUCCAGCCCGGGCUGGCCGAGUGCGGACGGACGGACGAACGGGCACCCUGGCAAACGUUGACGGCAACGACGGACCGUAGCAGCGAAAAGCGACCGUAUCUGCCGCAGCAACAGCUCCAGACACCGUUCGUGGGCCGCUGGCAGCCGGGUGUUGGGGCAUCGCAGCUGGAGACAUCUUCGCUACCGUACAGUCUGCUCGCACUGGACAGCUUCGGUGUCACCGGUGCCACCGGCACGGGCCGGGAAGUGGACGGGUUUGCUGACAGCUACCGGGACGAUUAUCAGGUUUACGCUGGUGCGGGGAAUGGCGAGAAUCUCGCCUCGGGCCGCUUGUCGAAGGGCAGCAGCAGCAGCAGCAGCAACAUAAACAGCAUUAACAACAACAUCGAUGGUACCUGCAAUAACAAUAACAACGACAACGGGUUGUGCAUAAUUUCCGCAAUGCUGCGACCGGACGGUGGAGACCUACAUUUCCCGAGCGCACAGCACCACCAACAUUGGCAAGGGCACGGGCCGGGCGCCGCACUGGCAACAACCCCGUCCGCCGUAGGGCAACAUAAUUCCAGCAUAACGGCGACGACGCCGCCGCCGCUGUCGUCGGUGCCGUACGAUGGCCGGGCUGUUGGUGUUGGUGCGGUCGAUGCACGGAUCUCACGCACACCAGCGCCGCCACGCUGCAGCACGGUAGAAGGGGAAGGUCUGGCCAUGCUCGGUUCGGCCGUGGCGUGCGCCGACAGCGCGUUUAAUUGUGUGCGGCAAGCGAACGCAGCAACAUCGACGUUGGUGCGUCGUGCGGACGGUGCGCAAGCGGAUCGUGUUCGCAGCACAGACACGGUACAGCGUGGUGAGUUUGAUCAGCGUACGGUGGUGAAUAACAGUUUCGCUAGCAGCCCGAGUCCCGAGCGUGUGGUGGCGAUGCGGCUGAACGUACCGGCGGCCGGGCUGGCCGAGGGUGGCAGCCGGACCAGUGUGUACAUUCCGUCGACGGUGGUGACCCCGCCGGUCGAGGGCGGGUUACUGCCCGCGCUGUCGAUCCAGGUCAAUCGGCUGGAUCCAAACAAUCAGCAGCAGAAUGAUGUCGUUAACAAUGCGGCGUCCGGUGUGAGCAUAGUGAGCUGCUACCGUGCGGCCAAACCGACGGGUGUCGCGUGUGGAGUGAUGGAAGAUGGUGUGGGCGAGGGGGCGGGCCCUACCAAGGGCCCGAAGUGCAUUGUGGAGCGUGAUGAGGGUGGUGAGGAUCAUCAGCGCAAAGAAGCGCUGAUCGAUCGUGGUGUUGUCAAUGCGUGUGAUGCAAAUGUUGGCUCGCCGGAGCAAAUGGUUCAAGUUUCUAGUGUUGUCGAGCGGCUAGGUGCCGACGGGGGUGGGGAGAAGGGUGUGGGUGCGGAGUGUGGUGGGUCACCGGGUAGUGCGGUCAGUGCUCCAUCCCGUACCUUUACGUCCACCGAGGCCCAAACGGAUGAUUCGAUCCAGCAGCAACCUCAGCAGCAGCAACCUCAGCAGCAACAACCGCCCCAACAACUUCUCCUGCAGCAUCCGACCGGAUUGAUUGGACCGGCGGCAUUCAUCGGCGGUGGACCGGCACCCGGACCGGAACCGAUCGUCGCGACAAUGCUUGGCCCGGGGUCGGAAUUCAGCACCCGGGAGCAUCGGCGGCGCGAACGGCGCGAGCGACGACAGGCGCGGAACCGCCUGCAGCACAUCCACCCGCUCGAACCGCCGCCCCCGCUGCAUCGAUCCCCGCCGCCGAUCGAGAUCAUCCCCGAUAUUCUGCACAGCCAUCUGCCGCCGCCCUACACCACCCUGCCGAUGGGUGCGUCCCUCAUACCGCAGAUGAUCCCGGCGAACGCGGUCGCAGCUGCUGCCGCUGCGGCCGCUGCCAUACCGGUCCGGGCUGCCGAUGAUUGCCGCUACACGUUUCCGAUACCGAUCAUGCGAAGUUCACCAUCGGAACGGUCGCGUAAAGGGUGCUGCGGUCAUUGGUUCGCCGGACCACCGCUGAGGGCGCUCAUUGCCGUGGUGGCUCUCGGUGGAGUAGCCUGUGCCUUGGGCGGUGCUGCACUCGGCGCUACGGGAUUGGCCGGUUCACCAACGUCUCAUCUUACCGCUGCCUUAUUAAUGAUAGGUGUUGGAGUGAUUCUAGUGACUGUUAGCGGGGCGGCGUGGCGCAUGACUGCACCGGGUGCACCACCCUGCCUGGGGCUUGGUUCUACCGUCGAUCUGGGACGCUGCUCGCGGAGACCUUGCGGACGUGGUGGAAGUACACCGCACGGGCUGCUGUAUCCCGAGUUCCAGCAUAGGCCACCGCCUCCAUCCUACCAGGCGAGCAUGCAGGAAUAUAGAUUAAGAUUGCUGCUCCUGGACCGGGACCGCCAGUCGGGAAGGAUGCGCAGUACGGCCUCACCGCCACCGACCUAUCGAUCCAACGUGGGAAGCCUUUUAAGAAUACCACUCAGCUCGCGUUAUAAUAACGGCAGCAGCAACAGCAUAUUCGGUGGCAUUAGUGGCAUAAUCAGUGGUGCCGUCGGUGGUGGUUCGAGCAACAGUGUGAACAAUGUGCCAGCACCGUCCGGCCAUGCCGAGCUGCAGGUGAACAGCUCACCGAACCCGUACGGUUCCGACGGCCAUAGUACGCUUCCACCGAGCUACCGUUCGGUUAAUCUGCACCCGACGCCAACGGAUACCGAUCCAAUUCAGCGGCCAUCACAACAGCAGCCUACUGUAGCGGCACCGGCACCAUCGAACCCACCAGCAGCUGGACCGGGACGGGAGGGCAGCCGCAGUCCGGUGGAGGAUGCGAACCUAAUAAGUGACGAUAAUGCGCACCGAACGAACGCGACGGGUGUGAAUCAUCAUGCACCGUCCAUAAUUAAAAUCGACGAUCAAUGCACGAACUCUGGUGCGCUGGUGGACGGGGGGCAGGCCGGUUCGCGACAGCGAAAUUCAAUUCCCAGCAUGUCUCUAAUUGAUGCCGGCAGUGGCGAGGAGCAAAAGGGUAGCGUCGAGCCGGGCGUUGGUGUUGCCGGUAGCAACGUAAACAGUAGUAGCAGUAGUAGUAGCAGUAGGCUUUGCCCGGCUGGAACCGUUCCCACCGCAAACGGCAGCGGUAGCAAGGAUCUGGUUACGAUUGUUACCAUAUCCGGCACGAUCGAACCAUCCGCAACGGGGGCCAGCCGGUCGGUUUACACCAGCAGCAGUACGCAGGGUGGGGGUACCGGUGGGGCCACAUGUACAUUAUUAAACUCGAACUCGACGCCACUGCUGGCCACCGUCAUACCGGUCAGCAAAUGUGCAACCACAGCGACCCCGUCAGCUCCCUCCACGGGCAGUGCCGGGCCACUAUAG